CAGUGCAAUAUCAAACCCAAGUGAACUAUAAAAGAGUUUGUUCUCCAACUAAUUUGUAUUUUUAGUGAACGAAAAAGUGCAAAAAAAUAAACAAACAAAUCAUUAAGAUACGUUUUCUUCAAUUUGUAUAUAGUGAUUUACAUCACCAUUAGAUCAAUUUUUUUUUUAAAUUAUCGUUAAAAUUUAGAAUAGUUACAAUUAUGGGGCAGUUAUUCUUUGGGGUAACAAUAGCGGUAAUGAUCUUUGCCGGAGGAUACGCCAGCUCAAUUCCAUAUUUCGACCUUGAAGAUGAGAUUGAACAUUUUGGAUCAUUGGCGCGCACAGAGGGUACUUUGGAUACGGCGGAUGCUUUAGCGGAGGCUGUCAUUUCCGGAGAUAACUCCCCGCCCGGAAACAAUGCAUUUUUCCCAGCAAUUUUCCCAUCCUACAAUAAUCCAUUCUUCUCUCAUCCCAUGUUUUCACCUUUUGGAAACAUUAACUUUGGAAUAGAUGAGGCUACAACUGUGCCAUGGUGGAGAGGAAAAAAUGUUUGCGUUGACCGUGUAGAAAACGAAGACGAUACCGAAGAUGAUGAUGAUGAAAAAGCAACAACAGACGAAUUCAAACCACAACAGAUCUUUGGAGGAUUCCAAUUUUCUGUCAAUUCAUGUGUCGAGAAGCCACACAAGCAUACAUGCAAGAAAAUUUAUAGCACAAAUGGUAAGAAAAAGACUCUCACAGUUACCCGCCAAUGUUGUCAAGGCUUUGGUCGCCGUCCAAAUGCGGAAUAUACAGAGCAUUGUGAAAAGAUGGAAAUGAAGAGCUUCGAAGACGCAGCUACUGACAUGGGUGGAAAUGAAUUCAUGCGAAGUGUUAAGAAUAACGGUCUGGAAGGCAUGCUCACAUCAAAUGUCACCCUCUUCCUACCAACUAAUGAGGCAUUUACAACAUUUUCAGAACAAAUGUUCGAAAACAAUUUAGUUUACGUGCCUAUGGGUAGUAGACAUCGUCGUGCUGCUGACGAUGUUGGUUUCACAUCAAAGGAUCUGCUUUUGGGUCAUAUGGUAAAUGGUUUGAACAUUAUGGAAGACUUGGCCAAUGAAGAUUUGUUGAUGACAAAACUUAACAACAGCACAAUUCGUAUAAAUAUCUUCAAUCGGCCAUUUAGCAAGAGUGGUUCAUUGUACACCGCCAAUUGUGCUCCUCUAACUAAAAUCAAUCAACCUGUUACAAAUGGAGUUAUCCACUCUGUAAAGGGUGUCCUAUCGCCAGUUACAAGCAAUGUCAUGGAUAUCAUUCGAAAACGUAGCGAUAUGGCUGUUUUCAAGACCGUUCUGGAAAAAACAAGAUUGAAUGAGCUGUUAGAAGGCGAAAGACCUGUGACUGUAUUCGCACCAACUGAUGCGGCUUUCGAAAAAUUAGACAUAAGCUUGAGGAAGAAGUUGAAGGAAGGAAAAGUUUGCGCCACAAAUAUUCUAAAGAGCCACAUCCUAGACUUUACAUACUGCUCACAAGUAACCUCUCCUUCCAAUCCAAAGCCCAUGGCCUACAAUAUUCUCGGAGAAAGCCUUCGUUUUGAACUUUCUCCCAAUGAGAAGUCCGAAACUGAAAUGCAACCAGAAGAUUUGCUCAUCAAUGGAUUGGUUCGAGUUGUUGAGCGUGAUAUCAUGGGCACUAACGGUGUUAUUCAUGUGGUUGAUACCAUUUUACCAAGUGACAGUUCACUUUCAAUUAGUUCACUGAUGCAAGUACAGAAUAUUAGCAUUUUUAAAUCCCUCUUGGAAGCUUCCGGUUUGGAAUCGGAAUUUAACGACUAUGACAAUGCUACAAUUUUUGCACCGAUCGAUAAAUCCUUUGAAGAUUCUGAAUGGGUUAAGAAACUAGAACAAAACCCAGAACAACUGAAAAACAGCGCUGAGCUUAAAGAAUUCCUUCGUGGUCAUGUUGUUAAGCCAAAAAUUAAGACCUGUGAUCUUAAAGAAGACAUAAUUAAGACCGAAGCCGGGUCAGACUUGAGAAUUAAUCUAUACUCAACUCAUUCGAUAUUUACAAAUGUUAUGAAUCGUGCAACUGUUAAUUGUGCUCGUUUGGUUCAUUUCGAUGAUGAAAGUUGCGGCUCAGUAUUGCAUCAAGUUGAAAAGCAAUUGGAAAGUCCUAAGAAUAAUUUAUACAAAAUUAUGGAAUCGAACCCUCAAUACAGCAAAUUCCUUGAAGCUGUUAAAAUUGCUAACUUAACAGAACUUCUUAUGGACGAUUCGGGCAGUUAUACAGUUUUCAUGCCAAAUAAUGAAGUUUUCAGAGAAUUUGAUAUCAAUGUUGCUAGCAAUAAGUCAGUUGCAGAACGUUUUGUUAAGGAACAUGUUGUCAAUGAUAUUGUUUGUUGCACUGGCAUCACACCAACAAAUUGGCCAUUUGUCCGAACAAUCGAAGCUCUAAGUGGCAGUAAUUUACGAAUUAAUCGUGAUCGUCGUCCUAAAGUCGAAAAUGCCAUGAUUAUGAAGUGUGAUGUUUUGGCCACAAAUGGAAUUAUUCAUGAAAUUAAUGAUGUAAUUCUCUCUAAACAAGUACAGGCCCCUGUUCCAGUCAAUAAGAAUAAAUAUAAUAUUUUAAGAGAUGUAUUCUUUUAAGGUAUAAUAAAAAAUAGCCAUUGAUAAGGUUUUUAUUUUUUUGAAAAGCAGUGUUUUGUAAUAAUUUACCUACAUAUAUAUUAUUUAUAAAGAUUGCGUGAAAGAAAUUAUUAUAUUUAUUUUUUAUAUAUAACAAAACGACACAUGUGAAAAAAAACUAAUGAAAAAAAAUAAAAUGUAAACACAAAUUGAACAGCCCAGAAUAUCCUCAGGUUGAAAAACAACACUAUUAAUGGGAAGGAUUUAAAUUUUGAAUUUAUUUAAAAAUUAUGACUUUUAUCUUUUGGAAUAGCUGAUUAUUUUUUGGUAGUCAGAGUUUUCUUCUUUUAAUCUCAAAUUAAUAAAAGUAUACAUUUUAAAAGGUU
Episyrphus balteatus (marmalade hoverfly) is the source of this 2971-nucleotide messenger RNA. Its product is annotated as transforming growth factor-beta-induced protein ig-h3. Bases 201 to 2606 code for a protein of 801 amino acids. The record is from RefSeq and is a predicted model, not a curated record. Lineage: Eukaryota; Metazoa; Arthropoda; Insecta; Diptera; Syrphidae. Gene Ontology annotation, biological process: cell adhesion; extracellular matrix organization. The transcript is spliced from 8 exons. Gene Ontology annotation, cellular component: extracellular matrix. Gene Ontology annotation, molecular function: cell adhesion molecule binding.